This is a messenger RNA of Cyprinodon tularosa, 4735 nucleotides long. It is a transcript of the gene tbc1d2b, whose product is annotated as TBC1 domain family, member 2B. The coding region runs from base 89 to 2959 and encodes 956 amino acids. NCBI's taxonomy places the organism in Eukaryota, Metazoa, Chordata, Actinopteri, Cyprinodontiformes, Cyprinodontidae. The transcript has 13 exons. The record is from RefSeq and is a predicted model, not a curated record.
UGUUCGGGGGGGAGGCAGUCAUGCGGACGGAUCCACGAGUUGUCAUCGGCUGGGCUGCAAGAAGAAGAAGAAGAAACUCAGAGGAAAGAUGCAUGAAGAGGAGGACGGCGGCGGGGAGAGCUCGUGCCCCGCUUCACGGCUGCAGUCCUUCAAGUCUUUAGAUGUGCCGGAGGUGGAGGGAGCGAAGGAGCAGGCCUCCAAGCUGUGCGGCUACUUGAACAAACUCUCUGGAAAGGGGCCCCUCAGGGGUUACAAACUGCGGUGGUUCGUGUAUGACCAAAGGAAAUGUUACUUGUACUACUUCAAGACUCCCCAAGAUGCCCUGCCUCUCGGACACAUCGAUAUAGGCGAUGCCUGCUUCAUGUACGACAUAGAGGGAGAGGAGGGCCAGUUCGAGGUCCGCACAGCUGACAAGGAGUUUCACCUAAAGGCCCCCAGCCGACAGGUGAUGCAUUACUGGCUCCAGGAGUUGCAGCAGAAGCGUUGGGAGUACAACAACACCAGAGGAACCGGAAACAGAGACAGCUGGAGUUCUCCCACCUUGGUCUACCCUCCCACCGGCCUUGUUGGCAAAGAUAACGAUGCUGUAUUUUCUGAGAAACUAUGUGAAAGCAUGGAGAAGGUCCGCAGCGACUUUGCCAUGGACACAGACACUGAUGUAGGAGGAAUGGUGGGAAUCCAGUCUGCCAGAGGGCCCUUCUCCCUUAAAAACCUUGGUACCGAGCUCAGGAACUCUAUGUCUAAUCUGCGACCUGGCCGAGCGGAGAACAGACGCAGCGUCUUUUACACCGGCAACUCAGAAGAGUGGGAGUUGGUGGAAGCUCCACCCAAAGACUUCCCCGAUCAGAAGCAUCAUCUAGAAACACAGAGGCAUUCUUUUGGGUCGGCGUUCACCUUCGAUUUUGUGCGGAACCGUCAGCGACCCCAGAGGCUUUUGCUUCGAGACGUAAGGGGAUCUGGAAAGCAAGGGCGGGGCAUGGAGAGGCGAGGCUCCGAGAGUCCGACGGGGGAAUGCAACGGCAGCAAAGCUUUGGACAUGCAGCUCCGCCUCCAGAACCAACAGGAUGAGCUGAGCCAGAUGCAGCAGGAGCAAUUCAAGCUGCGGGAGGAGCUGGCCAGCCAGAAGGAGCUGGUUCGACUUCUGCAGCAGACUCUUAGAAGCUCCCAGUGUGAGAGGCCCAGCGUGUGUCGAGCAGCUCCGGAUCCAUCCGCAGACCCGGACCAGGUUCAGAGUCCCGCAGUGACCCAGGAGGAUGUGGCCCAGCUGGAGGCGCUGCUUCAGGAGCGAGACGGUCAAAUCCAGGCGCUUUGUGGACACAUGGAGCGUCUCUCACUGGAGAAAGAGAGCCUGCAGCAGGAGCUAAAGAGCCUGAAGGUUAAAGUGGGUGAAAUUAACGACCAGCUGGGAAUGCUGAUGGAGACCAUCCAGGCCAAAGAUCAAGUCAUCGUGAAGUUGUCUCAGGAGAACUCGGAGCAGAGCGGGAAUCUGACGGAGAGUGGUUCUCCUCCACCUCAGCCGGAACUCAGCAUUCUUAAGGACAGUCUUCAAGGCUACAAAUCCCAGAACAAGUUCUUGAAUAAAGAGAUCUUGGAGUUGACGGUCCUGCGCAGGAACGCAGAGACUCGAGAAAAGGCUUUAGAAGCAAAGUGUACGGCUCUGGAGGCCAAGCUUUGUCAGGUGGAGAGUAAAUAUUUGGUGCUGCUUCAAGAGGUUAGAAAUCCCGUCUGUUCAUCUGAACAGAACCCGGCCCGGGAAGUCAUUUCCAGAUUACUGGAGGACGCCCUGCAGGUGGAGAGCCCUGAACAGAGUGAAAACCACAUCUUCAAACCAAAUACUGUCAGUGAGUAUGAUAUCUACGGCUUCAAGACGGUCCCUGAGGAGGAGGAAGAGGAGGAGAGGCUGGUUGCGAAGGUGAGGGCCCUUGAGCUGAAGUCUCUGUCCAUGACCGACCAGGAGGUUUCUGUCGGGGUGAAGUGGGAGAACUUUCUGACCGGCACCAUGAACAGAGAUCUGGUCCGUUCCCCUGAGCUAAAAUCCCUGAUCCGCUGCGGCGUGCCCCACGAACACCGCUCCCUAGUGUGGCGCUGGUGUGUCACCUUGCACGUCAAGAAGUUCCGCGACCACUUGGCUCCAGACUAUUACGAGACCCUGCUGAAGGUGGCGCGGGAUCGGCCCAACCCGGCAUCAAAGCAGAUCGAGCUGGACUUGCUACGAACGUUGCCUAAUAACAAGCACUACGCCUCCCCGAGCGCAGGAGGGAUCAACAAACUCAGGAACGUCCUGGUGGCCUUCUCAUGGAGGAAUCCAGACAUCGGCUACUGCCAGGGUCUGAACAGGCUUGCAGCAAUUGCUUUGCUCUACUUAGACCAAGAAGAUGCCUUUUGGACUCUUGUUGCCAUCGUAGAGGUUUUCAUGCCAAGAGACUACUACACAAAGACUCUGCUUGGCUCUCAGGUCGACCAGCGCGUGUUCAGAGACCUGAUGAGUGAGAAGCUGCCCCGCCUUCAUGCCCACUUUGAGCAGCACACGGUGGAUUUCUCCCUCAUCACCUUCAACUGGUUCCUGGUGGUGUUUGUGGACAGCGUGGUGAGCGACAUCCUGUUUAAGAUCUGGGACGCCUUUCUGUUCGAAGGGCCAAAGAUCGUGUUUCGUUUUGCUCUCGCACUGUUUAAGUACAAAGAAGAAGAGUUUUUGAAGUUGCAGGACUCCACAGCGAUCUUCAAAUACCUUCGAUACUUCACACGCACAAUCCUGGACUCAAGGAAGCUGAUGAACAUUGCUUUUGUGGAUAUGAACCCAUUCCCCAUGAGGCAAAUCCAGAACCGCCGCUCUUUCCACCUGGAAAAGGUUCGUCUGGAGCUGACAGAGCUGGAGGCCAUCAGACAGACAUUCCUGAAGGAGAGGGAGACCAGUUUGGAUCGCCGGAGCUUUGUUAGCGACGAUGAAGAGGAUAGCUAAGCUGUUUGCUUCCCGGCUGCGUCGCUUUAAUUACAAAGAAUGUUUUUUUUAUACAGAGCGGCGACACUUUAUGGCUGCUAAAGGGAUUAUUUUCCCCCUGUCCGGAUGUCUGUGUUGGAAUAAUGAACUGAACAUAUAAGCAUUAAAGGACCAAACACAUUAUAUCAGUAUUCCUGCCAAUUUUCUUUUCAGUUAAAGUUUUUGUUUUGCUGUAUUUCCAUGUUGUGUGUAGCCAGCAGCUUACUUCCAUUUCAGCACAUGCAGUCCUAAACAGUAUUUUCAAACAUUUCGGUACCUUUUGAAGGAAUAGCUGUUCUUCUUUUUUUGCUCACAUUUCUAAAAAAAAAAAAAAUCUUUAUUCUGUGCUGUAAUUUUUCUUCUUUAUUUUUAUGCAACAUCUCCUAAAAGAAACCAUUCUAUAUCUUUUUAUGUUUUGAUGCACUUGAAUUAUUCAUGCUGUAACUUUAGUCUUUUGCUGAAACCUUUCAUUGUUUUUUAAUCUAUAUUCAGACUAGUUUAAAAUCUAAAAACACAAAAUUAAUUUACUCGACAAGUACAAAGUAUUCUCACAUGUUGACGGAUAGAUAAACAGCAGGUAGAACUGAUACGUUCUACAUAAGUCAACUUCUAUGUGUAUGUGGAAAUCAAACCAACCUUCUAAUAUUGUGCCAUUUAUCAGUCCAGUUUUAGUUGUUAUGGAUAUUUUGUCCAAUAUUUCUAUUACAUAACUAUUUUACAUUUAAGCUCAAAGUUACUUAUUUUAAAUUUACAUUAUAAAGAGCUUCUUUUGCACAUGCAUUUAUUCUUAAAUGAGUAGAAAGUUGGACAUUGUUGUCAACUUUUUCUUUCCCUGUUUCUUCUAGUGAAAUAUCCUUACUUGCAAGACCUCUUCUAUUUUUUAUUUCUUUACCUUUCAGGGCUCAGUUCUUUGUUUAAUGUUCUGGUCAUAGUAGUACUUCUAUUCUCUGAGCCCAACCUGGGGAAAAAUGCUGUUGUAUCUGCUUUGAUUGUCCACAGAGUGGCAGUGUAACAUUUGUCUUAACUCAAUUUUGAAGGUAUGUUGAAAGAAAGUGUAAUUGAUCUAAAAAUGUAUGUUCCUUCUUGUGUCUCUUAGAAAUCUAAAUCAUUUAAAGGAGGGAAGCAUUUUUUUAUAGAAAGCUGAGGGCAUUUGCAGGAAACUGUUCCACAUUCAGGUACCUUCAUGUUACUUUAUACCUUGUUGCUGUGGGGAACUCAAUAUCUCAGACAUUGUAUGUGUGUUUGGCUGAUGAACUGUGAAAGGCUGGAAAAAAUGGGAUUUAAACCUAAAGAGAGAGUUUUUUUGUUUGUUUGAAGCAUAAUUUCUAACUUAAUCUUUAAACUCACUCAAACCUGUUUGCAGAGAUCAGGAUCUUACCCAAUUGGUUUGGAAAUCCAACAUAAAACGGACACAUAAUUUGCUUUAAAUUGUUUUUAUGAGAGCUGGUCUCUUAUCAGAUCAACAUUUCAUUUUUCUGAUAAAAAAAAAAGUCACAUCUAGAAGAAAAGGUUUAUUGUCCUUUUUUCUGAUUAAGCUACCUUUAAAAACCCUCCACUUCUGUUUUCUUUUACACCUCCCUAAUGUUUUUCUCAGCAGUGUAUUGCACAAACAUAUUGUGAGAUCUCAGAAUAUUACAGAGCACUUCAACUUUUAAAUUUCUUAAUUUGUCAGUUUAAAGAUGGAAAUUUUUAAAGUGUCUGCAACUUUUUGCUUUUGUUAAACCUGUUAUCAAUUCAAUAAAAAACACUUGACUUUAA